Manis javanica (Malayan pangolin) is the source of this 1721-nucleotide messenger RNA. It is a transcript of the gene SFRP4, whose product is annotated as secreted frizzled related protein 4. Gene Ontology annotation, biological process: canonical Wnt signaling pathway; non-canonical Wnt signaling pathway. Gene Ontology annotation, molecular function: Wnt-protein binding. NCBI's taxonomy places the organism in Eukaryota, Metazoa, Chordata, Mammalia, Pholidota, Manidae. The record is from RefSeq and is a predicted model, not a curated record. Gene Ontology annotation, cellular component: cytoplasm.
GCCGUUCCGAGCCCACGUCAGGGGAGCUGUCGGGAUAAAUAGGAUCCCGCAAUGGCCGGGGCUGGCUGCGCUCGGAGCUGCCGCGUCCCGGACUGGAGCUGCCCGGGCGAGGUCGCGCCCCGGAGGCAGAGGGCUGGCGCUACUCGUGCUCCGAGCGCCGGACGGCGGAUAUCCCCGGCCCGCCCCCGCGGCCCCGCACUGCUGCCCACGGGGGUUUGCAGAGAGAACCUCUCCUGCGCCCUAAAGGACUUCCUCCUCGAAGGGAGAGCGGAAGACGAGGGGGUCAGGAAGACAAGGGCCCUUUCUGCCUGUCGGGGUGGCGGCGCGGGAGGGCAGGGCCAUGCUCCUCUCGGUCCUGGCGGCGCUGUGCCUGUGGCUGCGCCUGGCGCUGGGCGUGCGCGGCGCGCCCUGCGAGGCGGUGCGCAUCCCCAUGUGCCGGCACAUGCCCUGGAACAUCACGCGGAUGCCCAACCACCUGCACCACAGCACGCAGGAGAACGCCAUCCUGGCCAUCGAGCAGUACGAGGAGCUGGUGGACGUGAACUGCAGCGCCGUGCUGCGCUUCUUCCUCUGCGCCAUGUACGCGCCCAUCUGCACCCUGGAGUUCCUGCACGACCCCAUCAAGCCGUGCAAGUCCGUGUGCCAGCGCGCGCGCGACGACUGCGAGCCCCUCAUGAAGAUGUACAAUCACAGCUGGCCCGAGAGCCUGGCCUGCGACGAGCUGCCCGUCUAUGACCGCGGCGUGUGCAUCUCGCCAGAGGCCAUCGUCACCGACCUCCCGGAGGACGUUAAGUGGAUAGACAUCACACCAGACAUGAUGGUGCAGGAAAGGCCUCUGGACGUUGACUGUAAAAGCCUAAGCCCUGACCGGUGCAAGUGCAAAAAGGUGAAGCCAACCCUGGCGACAUAUCUGAGCAAAAACUACAGCUAUGUCAUUCAUGCUAAAAUUAAAGCUGUGCAGAGGAGCGGCUGUAAUGAAGUGACGACAGUAGUGGAUGUGAAAGAGAUCUUCAAGUCCUUGUCACCCAUCCCUCGCACUCAAGUCCCUCUCAUUACAAAUUCUUCCUGCCAGUGUCCUCACAUCCUACCCCAUCAAGACGUUCUCAUCAUGUGUUACGAGUGGCGCUCAAGAAUGAUGCUUCUUGAAAAUUGUUUAGUUGAAAAAUGGAGAGAUCAACUUAGUAAAAGAUCCAUACAGUGGGAAGAGAGGCUGCAGGAACAGCAAAGGACAGUCCAGGACAAGAAGCAACCAGCCGGGCGUACCAGUCGCAGUAAUCCCCCAAAACCCAAGGGGAAGCCGCCUGCCCCCAAACCAGCCAGCCCCAAGAAGACCAUCAAAGCCAGGAGCACCCAAAAGAGAACAAACCCCAAAAGGGUGUGAGCUGACUGCUUCCCAGGAUGGAGACUUACUCUGAGGGAGGGCUGGGCAUGGGCCAGCCAGCCUGUGGAAGGCCGCACACCGCUUGUCUUAACAAUGCAAUACUCAUCACAGACACAUCUUGCAGCAUUUUUCUAAAUGAUAUGCUUCAAUUUUUCUCUUUAAGCCACUGCAAGCCACAGUGGUAGGUAUGUCCUUUGGCAUGGAAGGCAUCUGAAAGCUGGUGGAAAGGGCUUGCUGUGUGCAUCCUUUGUGGGCUCGCCAUGUGGGGAAAAAAUGCUUUUGUUCUUACAGUUUGACCCAAUAUGUGCAUUGUGAAAUAAAUGCCAUAUUAUAAACAAAA